Messenger RNA from Wyeomyia smithii (pitcher-plant mosquito), 5217 nucleotides. RefSeq lists its product as uncharacterized. The transcript has a single exon. Lineage: Eukaryota; Metazoa; Arthropoda; Insecta; Diptera; Culicidae. Gene Ontology annotation, molecular function: zinc ion binding; nucleic acid binding. Gene Ontology annotation, biological process: DNA integration. The record is from RefSeq and is a predicted model, not a curated record. The coding region runs from base 1 to 5217 and encodes 1738 amino acids.
AUGCCGGCGACGACAUCGACCAGUUCUAAAAAGGCCCCCGCGCUAAAGACGUUUCAAGCUAAAUUGAAGUCGUUUCUAACCAUGUUUAAGGAUAUCGGUGAGUUUGCACAAGCGUUCAGUGUUGAAACUACUGCUAGCCAGGUGACGGUGCGACUUGAGAAGCUAGAAGAGUUGUGGGAGAAGGUGAAUGACGUCAUCUUGGAAAUCGAAAUUCACGAAGACUAUACGGCAGAGGAUGAAGCUUAUAUACAGCAGCGGUCGGAGUUUGGCAACAAGUACUAUGCGGUAAAAUCGGCACUUUUGGACAAGGUUAAGGAAUUGGAGGAACAUCCGGCCAUGAAUACUUCUCUUCGCGCCAAUGAUACGACGCAGCAACCUACCGUUGAGCACGUUCGUCUCCCACAAAUCAAACUUCAAACGUUUGAUGGAAAUAUUGAUGAGUGGUUGAGUUUUCGAGAUCUUUACACUUCGUUGAUUCACUGGAAGGCCGAUCUACCCGAUGUUGAGAAGUUCCACUACCUAAAGGGAUGUUUGGCUGGUGAGGCAAAAGCGUUGAUAGACCCACUAUCUAUUACACGGGCAAAUUACCAAAUUGCCUGGGAUACGCUUACAAAACGAUAUAAUGAUAGCAAGUUUCUGAAACGAAGGCAGGUGCAAGCACUUUUCAAGCUACCUUCGUUAACGAGAGAAUCUUCCGCUGAGUUGCAAGCCUUGUUGGAAGGCUUUGAACGGGUUGUUCAGACACUGGAUCAGCUUAUACAACCAGUAGAUUACAAGGAUUUGCUAUUGUUGGACAUUCUAUCCACACGAUUAGAUAACACAACAAGACGUGCCUGGGAAGAAUAUUCUUCGACGAAGGAAAAUGACACAGUGAAAGAUUUGACCGAGUUUCUACAAAGGAGGGUACGAGUUCUUGGAUCAUUACACACGAAGCCUACGGAAGCCAAGCCAGAGUUUUCACGAAAAUUUAGGAAGGGUUUUACUCCAGCGCGUCAUAGUCAUAAUGUUGUUCAAAACACAACGGGAAAUUGCGUGGCGUGCACAGAGUCGCAUCCGUUGUAUUUAUGUUCAGCGUUUCAGCGGCUUACGGUGUCUGCCCGGGAUAAACUACUUCGGACGCAUUCUCUUUGUAGGAAUUGCUUUAAAAAGGGGCACAGGGCUUCGGAUUGUCCAUCAAAAUACGUUUGCCGCAUCUGUAAGGAAAAGCAUCACACGUUGGUAUGCUUCAGAGCUGAAAGCAACCAUGCUGCUGAGGAAAGGAUUAGCAAGGACAGUGGUGUAACCAAAGAGGUGUCAUCGCAGGCUGCUAGUACAUCGGGUACUCAAGUGUCUGCAAAUGUAUCUGGUCAUAAAAUAUCAUCAGUGCUGCUGGCUACAGCGGUCGUAUUGGUGGAAGACGACCAAGGCUUUCGUUUUCCAGCGAGAGCUUUACUAGAUUCCGGCUCCGAAUGCAACUUUAUGACAGUAGGAUUGGCUCAAAAAAUGAAACUUAAACGUCAAAGGUCUGACGUGGCAGUAUGCGGAAUUGGUGACUCGAGUACAAGGGUAAAACAAACAGCAAACACCACCAUCAAGUCUCGAGUAACAGACUUCACGCGUAGAAUGGAAUUUCUACUGUUGCCUAAAGUGACGGCCAAUCUCCCCAUAACAAAUGUGAAUUUGGCUGGAUGGCAAAUUCCGACUGGUGUCGAACUAGCGGAUCCAGCAUUUUUCGUAUCUAAGGCAGUAGACUUGGUGCUAGGCAUACAGCAUUUCUUUUCAUUUUUUAACACUGGAAAUGAGGUUCGGCUGGGAGAAAAUCUACCGAUGCUGACGGAGUCAGUCUUUGGAUGGGUAGUUUCCGGUGCGGUGGAUAAUUUCCAACAUAAUUCGGUUACUUCCUGCAAUAUGGCGGUCGGUCUGGAAGAAUUAUUAAGUCGGUUUUGGUCUUGUGAGGAGAUUGGUCCUCCCACAAAUUAUUCUCCGGAAGAGUUACGCUGCGAGGAGCAGUUUGCUCAAACUGUGAAACGAGGUUCCGAUGGUCGGUACACAGUUUCCCUACCCAAGGUUGAAGGCGCAUUGGCAAAGAUUGGCGAGUCAAGGGACAUCGCAUUUCGGCGACUGCAAGGAUUAGAACGUAGGUUACUGAAGAACGUAGAGCUGCGGCAGCAGUACGAUCAGUUUAUGGAGGAAUACCUACAACUGGGACAUAUGCGUAAGGUGGAAACGCGUUCCCUAGAGCAAGGAACUCGCUGCUAUUUACCACAUCAUCCGGUGGUUAAGCAAGAGAGUACUACUACUAAGGUCAGGGUAGUAUUUGACGCGUCUUGUAAAACGGCAACCGGAGUGUCGCUAAACGAUAUAUUACUGACGGGGCCAGUAGUACAGGAGGAUCUCCGAUCGAUUAUUUUGCGUAGUCGAACGAAGCAAAUCAUGUUAGUUUCUGAUGUCGAGAAAAUGUUUAGGCAAAUUGAAAUUAACGCAGCGGAUAGGCCGCUUCAAAGCAUCUUGUGGCGAACAGAUAGCAGCAAAAAUGCCGAAACAUAUGAGCUAACCACGGUGACGUACGGAACCAGGCCCGCACCGUUUCUAGCAACCAGGACUCUCAAACAACUCGCUAUGGAUGAGCGAACACAUUUUCCUCUCGCAGCAAGGGCUGUGGAUCAAGGUGUGUAUAUGGACGACGUUUUGACUGGGGUCGAUGAUGAGGAAACAGCAUUAAUGUUAAGAAUGCAGUUAGAGGAAAUGCUGCAGAAGGGCGGCUUUCGAUUGAGGAAGUGGGCGUCAAAUUGUCCCUCAGCCUUGCAAGGCAUGUCAGAGGACAAUUUAGCAGUGGUAAGGACCGAGGGAUACCAACUGGAUUCAGAUCCAGCAGUAAGAACGUUGGGACUCAUCUGGCAUCCAAACACGGACGUAUUUAAAUUCCGUUUCAAGGUACCAGAUUUAACUGAGGGCGAAACACUAACGAAACGCAGAAUUCUAUCGAUCAUCGCUACACUUUUUGAUCCGCUGGGCUUGAUUGGAGCGGUGAUAACAACUGCUAAGGUGUUUAUGCAGUUGCUGUGGUGCUUGAAGGAUGAAAAGGAUAACCGAUUGGGGUGGGAUCAGCCCCUACCAGUGAAGGUUCAAGGUGAUUGGAGAUAUUUUCACGGUCAGCUACUAUUGUUGAACGAGCUGGUGAUAAGUCGUUGUGUGAUUCGACCGAAAGCAGUCUCUGUGGAGCUGCACGUGUUUUCAGACGCGUCCGAGCGUGCGUAUGGAGCGUGUGCGUAUGUCAGAAGCAUUGAUACAGGAGGAAAUGUUUCAGUCGCACUACUCACUUCCAAAUCUAAGGUGGCACCGCUGCAAUGCCAAUCCAUACCAAGGUUGGAAUUAUGCGGAGCACGCAUGGCGGCAGAACUAUCGAAACAAGUGGUUGAGGCUCUGAAAAUGGACAUGGAAAUGACCUUUUGGACGGAUUCCACCUGCGUCCUCAGAUGGAUCAAGGGUGCGCCGUCAACAUGGACAACCUUUGUAGCUAAUAGGGUAGCAAAAAUCCAAGUGCUUACCGAAAAUAAGAUAUGGCGGCAUGUUCCGGGAUUAGAGAAUCCUGCCGAUCUUACCUCACGGGGAAUUAACCCGAAUCAAAUUCAGAACAACGUUCUUUGGUGGGAAGGCCCGGCGUGGCUCGAAACAGAAAGGGAAUUCUGGCCAGAGCAGCCAGCCGAGUCUAUUACAGAGGAUGUAACCCGAGAAGCUCGUCGUUCGGUUCUGCAUUGCACAAGCCAGCAGGAAGCAUUUAGCUCUUGGUACGUACGGAAAUUUUCGACGUUCACAGCGCUUUUGAGGUGUACUGCACACUUUUGUAGACGUCUGGAUCGUUCCAAAGGAGUGGAGCGAAAUGAGCGGAGUGGCUUCUUAAAGGCAUCGGAGCUGAAAUUGGCAGAGCAGAUGUUGAUUCGUUGCGUGCAGAGAGAGGUAUUUGUGAACGAGUGGAAGGCACUCUCGAACAAUUCAGUUGUACAACGGAACUCACCGUUACGCUGGUUUAACCCGGUAAUGUCAGAGGAGAAAUUAAUUAGAGUUGGAGGACGACUAGCCAAUUCACUUAGUAACGAGGAAACUAAGCACCCCGUCGUGCUCCCAGCAAAGCAUCCAUUCACAAGGCUUCUUCUUGAGCAUUACCACCAUAAGUUACUACACGCAGGUCCGCAAUUACUGCUUGGUACGGUGAGAUUAAAAUACUGGCCGUUGGGUGGUCGCACCGUAGCACGACAGAUUGUACAUAAUUGUCAGCGAUGUUUCAGAGUUAAACCGAAAUCAAUCCAACAGUUGAUGGGGGAGUUGCCGGCAGCGCGAGUGACUGCCGCCCGCCCGUUUUCCAAAACUGGGGUGGACUAUUUCGGUCCUAUUUAUGUGCGCCCAGGACCUCGCCGCACAGCUGUGAAGGGCUAUGUUGCGGUGUUUGUUUGUAUGUGUACAAAGGCAGUGCACUUGGAGCUUGUGACAGACCUUUCUACGGAGUGUUUUCUGAAGGCAUUGCGUAGAUUCAUCGCGAGGAGAGGUAGAUGUUCGGAAAUAUUCUCGGACAAUGGUACGAAUUUCGUUGGAGCUCGAAACCAGUUGAAAUUGUUGUUCGAACUGGUACGUAGUAAGGAACACCAAGAGUGCGUGAUGAAGGAAUGUGCAAACGAAGGAAUUUAUUGGCACUUCAACCCACCGAGUGCUCCCCAUUUCGGUGGCUUAUGGGAAGCGGCAGUUAAAUCAGCUAAAUACCAUUUAGUGCGGGUUCUCGGGGAUCACGCUGCAUCUAUCGAAGACAUGAGCACUCUUCUGGCGCAAGUUGAAGGCUGUCUCAAUUCAAGACCGUUGACACCCAUGUCUGAUGACCCCAACGAUUUUGAGCCGCUGACACCAGGUCAUUUUUUAAUUGGAACAUCUCUGCAACAACUCUCAGAUCCAGAUUAUUCCACUAUUCCCAUGAAUCGACUCAGGCAUUGGCAGGUCACGCAAAAGAAGCUGCAGGAGUUUUGGAAGAGAUGGCACUUGGAGUACUUAGCCCAACUGCAAGGAAGAACCAAGCGUUGGCGUGCUGCAGUUCCGAUUACCGAAGGGCAGUUAGUCGUUAUACGGGAGGAAAACCUACCACCAAUUAAAUGGAAGCUGGGUAGAGUUCAAGAGGUGCAUCCUGGAGACGAUGGAGUCGUCAGGGUUGUCACGCUAAAAACUGCAGCUGGAAUUUUAAAAAAGACCCGUUGA